CCAAGCCCGUCUCCCGGGAGCCGACCCUUAAACUCUUCUUUUGCAAAUAAUUGUUCUCCGUUUGAGCGCUGGUUAGUUGCAUCACUUCCGAGUGAUGGCUCAAGAAGCAAUGGAAUAUGAUGUUCAGAUGCAGUUAGAUCAUAAUGCUCUAGGACAACUUGCUCCAGCUGAACUUGUCAGCAGCCUACAGGGACCACCCUUACUGCAGCCUGCUCCUGCUGAAGUGGUCAGCAGCCAAGGGGAACCACGUCUGCUGCAGCCUGCUCCUGCUGAAGUGGUCAGCAGCCAAGGGGAACCACACCUGCUGCAGCCUGCUCCACAGGUGUCCAUUGACCUGACAGAGGAAGUGGAGCUCUUAGGAGAAGAGAAUGUGGAGAACAUCAAUCCAGGAACUUCAGAGGAGCGUAGGCAGGGAUCUGAUGCUAACCCCACCAUCCGAGUGGCUUCAUUGCACUCAGUGAGCAGCUUCAUUAAUGGGCUACAGAGACUUCAUGGCAUGCUAGAAUUCCUGAGACCCCCUCCAGACAACAAUGUGGGGCCAGUAAGAACCAGGAGGAGGAGAGGGACUGCUUCACGCAGAGCGAGAACCGGAGUGUCUCAGAGGACGGACAGUGCCAGGUCCAGAGCACCACCAUUGGAUGCUUACUUUCAAGUGAGCAGGAGCCAACCUUCUUUGCCAACUACUUCUCACGAUUCAGGGGCUAGCAAUCCUGUAUCUGAAGACUUGCAGGUACCAAGUAGUUCUGAUUCUGACAAUGAAAGUUCCAUAGAGUAUGAAGAGGUGGUUGUGCAGACAGAUGAACCUGAAGUUGCCAUUUUAGAAGAACAUCCAGGAGGUGUUUCAGCAGAGCAAGAGGUUACAUGUAGUGGUGGAAGAGAGACACUCCCCAAGCAGCAGUCGCCCCAGAAGUCCAGUUUUCUCCUGCCUUCAGUUUCUACAGAUGAGGAAGAAGGGGACACUUGCACAAUAUGUUUAGAACAGUGGACCAAUGCUGGGGAUCACCGGCUUUCUGCUUUACGCUGUGGGCACCUCUUUGGGUUUAGGUGCAUUUCUAAGUGGCUCAAAGGACCGGCACGAAAAUGUCCCCAGUGCAACAAGAAAGCCAAGCACAGUGACAUUGUUGUCCUUUAUGCCCGAACCCUGAGAGCUUUGGACACUACUGAACAUGAGCGCAUGAAAAGUACCUUAUUACAGGAGCAGAUGCUAAGGAAGCAGGCAGAGUUAGAAGCAGCACAGUGCCGGCUCCGACUUCAAGUCCUCACUGAGGAAUGCACUAAGCUUCAUAAUCGUGUCCAGGACUUGCAAAAACUUAUUCUGCAACAUCGGGAUCAGCUCUUACUGAGCUCCAAAGGACCUUGGCUAAGCGGCUCGCCCUGCAAACAGCCCCAGCACAAGUACUUGUUCCAGAAGACCUUCACAGUGUCUCAGAGUGGAAACUGCCGAAUUAUGACCUACUGUGAUGCUCUGAACUGUCUGGUGGUGUCACAACCUUCUCCUCAGGCUACCUUUGUUCCAGGCUUUGGUGUUAAGAUGUUCAGUACUGCCAACAUGAAAAGCAGUCAGUACAUUCCCAUGCAUAGCAAACAGAUCCGAGGACUGGCUUUUGGCAAUCAGUCCAAAGGCUUACUUCUCUCUGCUUCCCUAGAUAACACUGUUAAACUGACCAGCCUGGAGACAAAUACUGUGGUCCAGACUUAUAAUGCUGGACGUGCUGUCUGGAGCUGCUGCUGGUGUCUUGAUGAAAACAAUUACAUCUACGCUGGACUGGUCAACGGUUCAGUUCUGGUAUAUGACCUUCGAAACACGAGUUGUUAUGUCCAGGAAUUAGUACCUCAAAAAGCCAGAUGCCCACUGGUGUCCCUGUCAUACAUACCCAGAGCUGCCUCGGCUGUAUUUCCAUAUGGUGGAGUGUUGGCUGGAACCUUGGAGAAUGCUACCUUCUGGGAGCGAAAAACGGACUCUUCUCAUCAGCCUCAUGUGCUGCCCAUAGAGCCAGGGGGCUGCAUAGACUUUCAGACAGAAAGCAGCACCCGACACUGUCUUGUGACCUACAGGCCUGAUAAAAAUCACAACACUUUACGCAGUGUUCUGAUGGAGAUGUCCUACAAGCUGGAUGACGCUGGAGAGCCAGUCUGCUCCUGCCAUCCUGUACAGACAUUCCUUGGGGGGCGCACUUGCAAACUACUGACCAAAAAUGCUCUUUUCCAAAACCCAGAGAAGAGUGGCAGCAUCCUGGUGUGUAUUGGGGAUGAAGCAUCAUAUUCUGCCCUGGUAUGGGAUGCUAGCAGUGGCUCCUUGCUGCAGGGUCUGCCGACUGAUCAGCCUGUCUUGGACAUCUGUCCAUUUGAGGUGAACCAUAGCAGCCACGUGGCUACCUUAACAGAGAAGAUGGUUCAAAUCUAUAAGUGGGAGUGACCAUGGUCUUGAAACUUACAAGGCAUUGCCACUGGUUAAUGUUCAGCGUUGUUUGCUAGCAUCUAACAGCCUUGAGCAAGAUCCCUGCUUAUUGUCUGGCCUAGAACUUUUGGGAACAUGAUUCCUUUGGUUUAGUAUGAUUCUAAGACUCCAGGUCACUAAAACUACAGAUUGUGUAUUAUGUCCAUCAAAAGAGGAAGUGACUGUUAACUGUCUACAUUGACCAUUUCUUGGAUUAAAAGCCUUCAUGAAUCUUUGUGGAGAAACAAUAUUUUCAUUCAGACUGUUUGCUGGACCACAGAGAGUAUCUUUCCAGCAGUCAUUUAGGAUAUGAUUGUGCACCAACCAUGUUCUAGGCCCUGUUUGAGUGGUCUUGUCACAUGGGCUAUUUGGGUUGGGAAUGCUUAUGUCCCUAAAGGGACUAACCAUUUGAGGCUACUUGGAUGCAAGUGGAUGCAGAAUUUUUCAGUUGAACACAAGAGGGCAUUAUAGAACCUUGUGUAGGAUUUUGUCUAUUUUUUACCUUGUGGGCUGACAUUUUAAUAACUCGGUCUCAUCCCCAUAGAAGUAUGUGGUAGAGCACAUCUGGUCUACUUUGUGGCAGCCACAGUUAUGUUCCAGUUGUGCAGUUGCUAGAAUAUGGGCAAGCCCUAUGAUGGAGGCAGCUGUAAUGAGUAUAGACAACUUUCCUGAUGCUGAAGGCAUUAAGUUCAUUGCAUUGUGAGAGCCAAGGAAAGAGGCCAGUUGUUUGAGCAGUGGGGAAGACAUUUUUGUAGCCAGCCUAAAAUCUCAGGGAUAGCUUUAUAUAAACCAGUGCUUUGAAGACCAUUCCUUUUCCCUCAUUAGGAAAAGAUGAGCAAGCAAUAUGUUAAAGCUCUUAAAUCUCAGUAUCAUAGUAGGAGCAAUGGGUUAACUUUGCAAAAGAGACUUACAAAAGAGAAGCUGCUCAGACUGCUGCUGAAAAUAGGAGAAGGGCCUGUCACUUCACUUCUGAAAGUUCCCAUCUGAAUAAAGCCGCCCCUCCGGAGUGAGAGGCUGUUCUUGAGCAUGUUUAGAAUUCCCAUAUAAAGCCUUCCCCAUGUGAAGAUGAUGUCUAAUUCAAAGUUUCAUUCAUAUAUAUAUAUAUACACACACACACACACAUAUAUAUAUAUAUGUGUAUAUAUGU
This is a messenger RNA of Eptesicus fuscus (big brown bat), 3584 nucleotides long. It is a transcript of the gene RFWD3, whose product is annotated as ring finger and WD repeat domain 3. The transcript has 13 exons. Gene Ontology annotation, molecular function: ubiquitin protein ligase activity; protein binding. Lineage: Eukaryota; Metazoa; Chordata; Mammalia; Chiroptera; Vespertilionidae. Gene Ontology annotation, biological process: protein ubiquitination; interstrand cross-link repair; double-strand break repair via homologous recombination. The coding region runs from base 95 to 2416 and encodes 773 amino acids. Gene Ontology annotation, cellular component: site of double-strand break; nucleus. The record is from RefSeq and is a predicted model, not a curated record.